Hordeum vulgare subsp. vulgare (domesticated barley) is the source of this 2669-nucleotide messenger RNA. RefSeq names its product trans-cinnamate:CoA ligase, peroxisomal-like. Lineage: Eukaryota; Viridiplantae; Streptophyta; Magnoliopsida; Poales; Poaceae. Bases 885 to 2570 code for a protein of 561 amino acids. The transcript is spliced from 3 exons. The record is from RefSeq and is a predicted model, not a curated record.
GUAGCUGUUUGUUAGUUACCAGAAGAUGUCCCAUUUCUACAAUGGUGGUCAUACGGCUGUUUAUCACCAAAAGACCUUCCAGUUGAUGAAUGGAAGCAUGAUGCUCACAAAAUUCUUUUGGUUGAACCCGAUGAGUGAUUUAAAGCAACACAUGCCGGAGCAUCAUUGACAUUGGAUGGCUUCUGCCAUUGACUUGGCAGUUCAUCAGGUUACCGCUUCAAACUAUAGGAGUUAUUUAAACUUAAAAAAAAAACGUAGUAGUUAUUUUAGAAAUGCCUAACAAAGGGCACCCCAGGGGCGCUCCUUGAUCGUGGUUUGUUUGAGAUUCUGGUUUCAGAAAGCCUAGAAUCCGAGAAUCAGAAUCUGUAGCCUUAACAAAGGCCACCCCAGGGGCGCUCCUUGAUCGUGGGAGGAUGCAUGUACAAUAAAAUGGCGAACAUGAUAUAAUGCUCUACAGCUGCACCUGAUGCUCGAUCAAAUCACGUACCCCCUUUUCUUUUAGGGUGAUGAAAUCACGUAGCUGAUAUUCGUACCAGAAUCCCACAUCUCUUUGGAGGAUACGCGAGCUGGAAGUGACAUGGAUCUCUCUCUUCCUCUCUGGCAUUGACUUAAUGAUACAUCCCCUCGCAAAACAAAAAAAGACUUAAUGAUACAUCGUGGGCAGCAUGUAUCUUAUAUUUAUUAUUUUAUUUCACUUGGCAAUCCAGAGAAGAUGUAAUAAAAUUGGAGGGCAAUUUAUUUGAUAUUAUCCCCGACGGAAUUAGAAAUAGAGAAUAGCUAGCUAUAAAUAUUACCUGUCAUUCGCUCUUGGGCUGCACAAAAACACAAAUCGAUCGAUCAGAUAUCCGCCUAUAGCUUGCUUGCUAGCUUUGUAAAGAGACGACAUGGAUAGUUUGCCUAAGCGCGAUGCCAACUACGUUCCGCUGAGCCCCAUUACCUUCUUGCCGAGGGCGGCCUCCGUCUACGCCGACCGCACCUCCAUCGUCUACGGCAAUACCACCUUCACCUGGCAGCAGACGUACCACCGCUGCUGCUGCCUCGCCUCCGCGCUUCAGCAGAUGAGCAUUCUCAAGAAUGAUGUCGUAUCCGUUCUUGCACCCAACACGCCGGCCUUGUACGAGAUGCACUUCGCCGUGCCCAUGGCUGGCGCCGUUCUCAACGCCAUCAACACGCUCAUGGACGCCGCCAGCGUGGCCACCAUCAUCAACCAUGCCCAGCCCAAGGUCCUCUUCGUGGAUUACCAGUACAUCCGCGUCGCGACCGAGGCCGUUAGAGGCAUCGACGCGCCGCCGCUCCUUGUCCUCAUCAACGACAUCGACAAGCCGACGGGCGCCGCCAUGAGCGGUGCCAGCCUCGAGUACGAGCAGCUGGUGGCACGAGGCGGCCUGGUCCUGGCGCGCUACCCGCCGCACGAUCUCCGUGAUGAGUGGGACUCUCUCACCCUCAACUACACCUCCGGCACGACGGCGGCGCCCAAGGGCGUGGUGUACAGCCACCGGGCCGCCUACCUCAACACGGUGAGCCUCAUGCUCCAGUGGGGCAUCCGGCACGAGCCCGUCUACCUCUGGUCGCUCCCCAUGUUCCAUUGCAACGGAUGGACCUUCACCUGGGGCAUCGCCGCGUGCGGCGGCACCAACGUCUGCAUCCGCGCGCCCACCGCCGUCAACAUGUACAAUGCCAUAGCAGCCCACGGCGUGACGCACAUGUGCGCGGCGCCCGUGCUAUUCAACAUUCUCAUAGAGGCCCGGCGGGAGCCGUUGCCCCGUCCCGUGCAGGUGCUCACAGGCGGCGCGCCGCCGCCGGCCGCGCUCCUCCAACGCGUCGAGCAUCUCGGCUUCAAGGUGACCCACGCGUACGGCAUGACGGAGGCCACCGGCGUGGUCAUGGUCUGCGAGUGGCGCCAGCGGUGGGACACACUGCCGGCUUCAGAGCGCGCGCGGCUCAAGGCUCGGCAGGGCGUGAGCGCGCUUUCGCUCGCCGGCGCGGACGUCAAGGACCCCAUCACGAUGCAGAGCGUGCCCAGGGAUGGCACCACGCUCGGCGAAAUAAUGCUGCGCGGCAGCAACAUGAUGAAGGGCUACUUGAGAAACGAAGGCGCCACGGACGGGGCGUUCCGUGACGGGUGGUUCUUAACCGGGGACGUCGGCGUCGUACACCCCGACGGGUAUGUGGAGAUCAAGGACCGGUCCAAAGACGUGAUCAUCUCCGGCGGGGAAAACAUCUGCAGCGUUGAGGUGGAGUCGGUGUUAUACCAGCACCCGGCGGUGCGGGAAGCGGCGGUGGUGGCCAUGCCGCACCCUCGCUGGGGCGAGACGCCCUGUGCCUUCGUCUCGCUCAAGGAAGGCAACGCAGCCAAGGUCAAGGAGGAUGAGAUUGUCUCCUUCUGCCGCAACAAGAUGGCGCACUACAUGGUGCCCAGGAAGGUGGAGUUCAUGGAUGACCUACCCAAGAACCCCACGGGAAAGGUGAAAAAGCUUCAGCUGCGUGAGAGGGCGCGUGCCUUCACUCUCAGGGCUACCCAAGGUGAACAACUUGGGCACUUUGCACUCACCACGGCAUCCAGGCUUUGACAUCUCCUUCACCUCAACUGGCCUGCAGUUGGACGCGUCGCAACUUCUUACUGGCUUUCAACUGACAGUAGGGAGAAAGCAAAGUUAAGAUUGAACUUC